AUGGCCGGGAUCAGCGUCCGCGGCGGGAGCAACCACCCACCGCUGUUCGUGAUGGAGAAACCGACGCGGAUGGCGACGUACGCUUACCGGCUGUUCGCGAGCACGGUCCUCGCGGGGGUUCUCCUGGUAUGGCUGUACAGAGCCACGCACGUGCCGCCGAGGAGCAGCGGCGCCCGGUGGUGGGCGUGGCUUGGGCUCUCCGCGGCGGAGCUCUGGUUCGGCUUCUACUGGGUGCUGACGCUGUCCGUGCGGUGGAGCCCCGUCUACCGCCGCGCCUUCCCGGACCAUCUCUCGCGAAGGUACAAGGAAGAGCAGCUUCCUGGGGUGGACAUAUUUGUGUGUACAGCAGACCCCACUGUUGAGCCGCCAAUGCUUGUCAUCUCCACAGUCCUAUCUGUUAUGGCUUACGACUACCCGCAGGAGAAGUUGAACAUCUAUUUGUCUGAUGAUGCUGGUUCCAUCAUAACAUUAUAUGCUCUAUAUGAGGCAUCAGAGUUUGCAAAGCACUGGCUUCCAUUUUGCAAGAAGUACCAAGUGGAGCCCAGGUCACCAGCUGCCUACUUUGGUAAAGAAGCUACCCCUCCUGAUGCAUGUGACCGUAAAGAGUGGUUUUCCUUGAAGGAGAUGCACAAAGAUUUGGCAGAUCGAGUGAAUUCAGUCGUUAAUUCAGGGAAGAUCCCUGAUGUUUCAAAAUACAAGCUUAGGGGCUUCUCCAAGUGGAGCGAGAAUACAAGUUUUAGAGAUCACCCUUCAAUAGUUCAGAUUUUAAUUGAUGGAAACAAAAGAAAAGCAACUGAUGUCGAUGGAAAUGUGUUGCCCACACUGGUUUAUAUGGCUCGUGAGAAGAGGCCUCAGGAACAUCAUCACUUCAAGGCUGGAUCACUGAAUGCUUUGAUAAGGGUAUCAUCAGUGAUAAGCAACAGCCCAGUCAUUAUGAAUGUGGACUGUGAUAUGUACUCCAACAAUUCAGGGUCUAUCAGAGAUGCAUUGUGUUUCUUCCAAGAUGAAGAGCAAGGUCAAGAUAUUGCUUUUGUUCAGUAUCCUCAGAACUUUGAAAAUGUGGUGCACAAUGACAUCUAUGGCAAUCCCAUCAACACCGUCAAUGAGUUAGAUCAUCCUUGCUUGGAUGGAUGGGGUGGAAUGUGUUACUAUGGCACAGGAUGCUUCCAUCGGAGAGAGGCUCUAUGUGGGCGAAUAUAUAGUCGAGACUACAAGGAAGAUUGGACUAGGGUGGUGAGGAAAACUGAUGUCAGUGACUUGGAUGGGAUGGCUGAAUCACUUGUGACUUGCACAUAUGAGCACAACACCCUUUGGGGAAUCGAGAAGGGAAUUAGAUAUGGUUGCCCACUGGAGGAUGUUAUUACAGGAUUGCAGAUCCAGUGCCGUGGGUGGACAUCAGUUUACCACAACCCGCCGAGAAAGGGCUUUUUAGGCAUGGCCCCGACCUCACUAGGUCAGAUCCUGGUUCAGCACAAGAGAUGGACAGAAGGGUUCCUCCAGAUCUCCCUCUCAAAGUACAGCCCGUUUCUUCUAGGUCACAGGAAGAUGAGGCUGGGCCUUCAAAUGGGUUACUCCGUCUGCGGGUUCUGGGCUCUUAACAGCUUCCCCACCUUGUACUAUGUCACCAUCCCUUCACUUUGCUUCCUCAAUGGCAUCUCAUUGUUCCCUGAGAUAACCAGUCCCUGGUUUGUACCGUUUGCAUACGUUGUUGUGGCUGCAUACUCCUGCAGUUUGGUGGAGUCACUGCAAUGUGGCGAUACUGCUGUAGAGUGGUGGAACGCACAAAGGAUGUGGCUUUUCAGAAGAAUCACCUCAUACCUCUUGGCCGCCAUCGACACAAUCCGCAGAAUGCUUGGCAUCACUGGGUCAGGAUUCACCCUGACAGCGAAGGUGACUGAUUCACAGGCCCUAGAGAGGUACAAGAAGGGGAUGAUGGAGUUCGGAUCCUUCUCCGCAAUGUUUGUGAUCAUUGCAACCGUCGCACUGCUUAACCUGGCAUGCAUGAUGCUCGGGGUGGCAAAAGUUUUGUUGCAUAAAGGAGCGAUGAGUUUGGGAGCUAUGUUUGUGCAGGCUAUUCUAUGUGCGCUAAUAGUCGCGAUCAAUUUCCCAGUGUAUGAAGCACUGUUCCUCCGCAACGACAGUGGCAGAUUACCAGCUUCCGUCAGUCUAGUUUCGCUCUGCAUUGUAUUGCCAUUCUGUAUACAGCCAACCAACUUGUAG
Miscanthus lutarioriparius is the source of this 2220-nucleotide messenger RNA. NCBI's taxonomy places the organism in Eukaryota, Viridiplantae, Streptophyta, Magnoliopsida, Poales, Poaceae. The record is from the annotation of a GenBank genome assembly.